AUGCCGCCGACGGUGCCACAGACUCCUCACAAGGAUGACCUAACAGAAACAUGGUCGUUCUUGGAGGCGGGUAUUAACAGCGUCAUGCUGAAGCUGGAGGAUGGAGUUGACAUGAAGACUUACAUGGCUCUUUACACGGCCGUCCACAACUUUUGCACGUCACAAAAGGCUGUUGCCAGUAACCAAGGAUUGCAGGCUCACCGCGGUGCACACCUGCUCGGUGAGGAACUUUACAAGCUACUAGGUGAAUAUCUAUCACGCCAUCUGAGCGCAGUGCACAAGGAAUCGCAGGGUCACACAGAAGAAGCCCUACUGGGAUUUUACAUUCGCGAGUGGAGCCGUUACACCACUGCCGCAAAAUACGUCAACCACCUCUUCAGCUACCUCAACCGCCACUGGGUGAAGCGCGAGAUUGACGAGGGUAAGAAGAAUGUUUAUGAUGUCUACACUCUGCACCUGGUGAAGUGGAAAGAUGACUUCUUCGAGAACGUUCACGGCAAGGUGAUGGACGCGGUGCUGAACUUGAUCGAAAAGCAACGAAAUGGUGAAACUAUCGAGCAGUCGCAGAUCAAGAGUAUCGUUGAUUCAUUUGUGUCGCUGGGCUUGGACGAGAAUGACAGCAAGAAAUCGACAUUGGAGGUUUACCGGCAGUAUUUCCAGCGACCGUUCAUUAUCGCGACCAAAGCAUACUAUGAGAAUGAGUCCCGACAGUUCGUGGCAGAAAACAGCGUGGUGGAAUACAUGAAGAAGGCAGAGGCUCGUCUCGACGAGGAGAAGGCCCGUGUGGGUCUGUAUCUUCACCCGGAUGUCACCAAAAGCCUCACGGAUACUUGCCUGGAUGUUCUUGUCACGGCUCACUCUACCCUGCUUCGCGACGAGUUCCAACUUUUACUGGACAAUGAACGCCAGGAGGACCUUGCCCGGAUGUAUCGACUCUUGUCGCGCAUCAAGGAAGGCUUGGACCCAUUGCGCACCACUUUUGAGAACCACGUGAGAAGGGCCGGUUUGGCCGCCGUUGAGAAAGUCGCCUCUGAUGGCGAGAACUUCGAGCCCAAGCUUUACGUGGAUGCCCUGCUCCAGGUCCACACUCGGUAUCAGAACCUGGUCGACGACGCCUUCAACGGCGAGUCUGAGUUUGUGCGUUCUCUCGACAACGCUUGCCGGGAGUUUGUCAACCGCAACCGCAUCUGCAAGUCGACCACAACCAAGUCGCCCGAGCUGCUUGCCAAGUAUACCGACUCUCUACUCAAGAAGGGCUCUAAAGCUGCCGAGGAGUCCGAGCUCGAGGAGAUGCUGGUGCAAAUCAUGACUGUCUUCAAAUACAUUGAGGACAAGGACGUUUUUCAAAAGUUCUACUCAAAAAUGCUUGCAAAGCGACUGGUGCACGUCAGCUCGGUGUCUGACGAUGCGGAAACCUCUAUGAUCAGCAAGCUGAAGGAGGCUUGCGGUUUUGAAUACACCAAUAAGUUGCAGCGCAUGUUCCAGGACAUUCAGAUCUCAAAGGACCUCAACGCCAACUACAAGGACUAUCAAGAUAAAGUCCUGGACGAUGAUGACCGGAAGAGAAUGGUCGAUGCACACUUCCAGAUUCUAGGCACUGGAUUCUGGCCCCUCAAUCCGCCAACCACCAAUUUCACCGCGCCGCCAGAGAUCAACAAGACUGCCGAACGCUUUCAGAAGUUCUACUUUGACAAGCACAGCGGUCGGAAGUUGACAUGGCUGUGGCAGCUCUGUAAGGGUGAAGUCAAGGCCAACUACAUUAAGAACACCAAGGUGCCUUAUACAUUCCAAGUGUCGACCUUCCAAAUGGGCAUCUUGCUGCUUUUCAAUGAGACCGACACACUGGGUUAUUCUGAUAUCCUGAAGGCCACCAACCUUGCCCCCGAAAUCCUUGACCCCAACCUCAGCAUCCUCUUGAAGGCGAAGGUGCUCCUGUCGAGCCCCGAGGGCGCCAAGCCUGAACCCUCAACUUCGUUCACCUUGAACUACAAUUUCAAAAACAAGAAGGUCAAGGUCAACCUCAAUAUUCAGAUCAAGUCGGAGCAGAAGGUAGAAUCGGACGAUACUCACAAAACGAUAGAGGAGGAUCGGAAGCUGUUGCUCCAGUCUGCCAUCGUCCGCAUCAUGAAGUCCCGCAAGAAGAUGAAGCACGUCCAACUCGUGCAGGAAGUCAUCCAGCAGGUCAAGGCCCGCUUCCCACCCAAGGUUCCCGACAUUAAAAAGAACAUCGAAGCCCUCAUGGAGAAGGACUACAUCGAACGUCUAGAUGGGGACGAAAUUGCCUACAUUGCUUAA
This is a messenger RNA of Penicillium cinerascens, 2295 nucleotides long. RefSeq names its product cullin culA (gene culA). Gene Ontology annotation, molecular function: ubiquitin protein ligase binding. Bases 1 to 2295 code for a protein of 764 amino acids. Gene Ontology annotation, cellular component: SCF ubiquitin ligase complex. Gene Ontology annotation, biological process: SCF-dependent proteasomal ubiquitin-dependent protein catabolic process; protein ubiquitination. NCBI's taxonomy places the organism in Eukaryota, Fungi, Ascomycota, Eurotiomycetes, Eurotiales, Aspergillaceae. The transcript has 6 exons. The record is from RefSeq and is a predicted model, not a curated record.